Cajanus cajan (pigeon pea) is the source of this 1689-nucleotide messenger RNA. RefSeq names its product F-box protein At2g05970. NCBI's taxonomy places the organism in Eukaryota, Viridiplantae, Streptophyta, Magnoliopsida, Fabales, Fabaceae. The record is from RefSeq and is a predicted model, not a curated record. Gene Ontology annotation, molecular function: protein binding.
AGCAUUUGGAACGUUUCUUUCUGGUUCUGCUUGGUGCUUACUAACUUCCCUAGUGAAGAGGAAAAUAGUGUGAACUUGCAUGUACCAGGAUGCGUUCAUUACUGUUGGAAGCUAUCAUCAAAAAAGUUGUUGCCAAAAGGAUGAAAAGAAGAAAUAAAAAAAGAUACUUGAGAAAGUACUAUGAAGAUUGGUCAAGUAUCCCUUCAUUGCCUUUGAAAGCUUUCAGGGGAAGACUUGGUGCCAAAUGCAGAAAAAAAAUACACCGCAGAAAAAAAGAAUUGGAAAUUGCAGAUUGGACUACUCUCCCUCAAGGUAUACUUGAGACGGUUGCUGAAAAACUGACCUUAAUCGAUUGCUUAUCUAUCAGCAAAGUUUGUAUGAGUUGGAAUACUGUUCUUGGAGAACAACUUCCUAGUUGGAAAAGGCAUGGAUUUCCUUGGCUCUUGGUCUCAGGUCAGCAGAACAAAGAGAUUAGAACUUGUAUAAGUAUAUUGGAGAAUCGUGUUUGGGAGUUGGAGUUAUCAGAGGCACAUGGAAAUUAUUGUUGGGGAUCAUUUCAUGAUUGGUUGAUUAUGGUAAAGAAUAUUGACAAUUUCCAUCUUGAAGUUAACUUGCUGAAUCCAUUUUCAAGAAGCCAAAUUAGUCUCCCUUCGUUAUGGAACUUUUACCACAAGAUGGUGCUCUCAGGGCCUCCCUCUGAGAAUAACUUCAUUUGCAUGCUUCUACACAGCCAGUGCUGUGAGCUGGCUUUUUGGGUUCCAGGAGAAAAUUCAUGGCAUAAACUUAAACUAACAGGUGAGCCAUUUGAGGAUGCUGUAUUUUGUAAUGGAAGUUUUUAUCUCCUGGCUGAUGGAUUUAAUAUUUGGCAAAUUGAUGUCAAAAGUAUCUACUCGAGCAUUGGCAAAGGUGAUGAUGAUUUUGGAACACUGUCCCAGAUACAAACCCAGAUUCAUGAAGUAAAAUGGCCUGAGAUAUUUCAGUUACAAGAAGGGAUAAUAUUACAAAGAAAUCAUCAUGACUAUAAAAUUUUAAGAUAUUUAGUAGAGUCUUGUGGGGAGCUUUUGCUUGUUUGUAGAUAUUUUAGUACCAAACAAGCUGCAGUGCUUGAUACCCAAAAAUUAGAGAUAUAUUCAUUGGAUUUUUGUCAGUUGUCUUGGAAGAAGGUUGAGGAUUUGGGGGAUCAAAUGAUAUUUUUGGGUAAAUGUUGCUCAUCGUCUUUCUCUGCAAAGGAACUUGGAGUUGGAAAUAGAAACAGCAUUUAUUUCUGCAAUGAUCCAACUGUUCCAUGGUGGAAUGAAUGGGAUUCUAAUCAUUUAAAAGGUAUAUUGACCCGUUUUGGCUUCAAUAGGACUAAUGUAAGCAAUUGGGGCAUUUUCAGGCUUGGAAAUGAGGAGGGUGAGCGGUUUCGCUUCCAUGGUGAUAUAGACAGUUGGACAUACACAUGGUUUACUGCACCUUCAUGGUGGUGUUACAGAAAUAUUCCUCCAAUAGGAAGCAGUUAAUCUUGGUCACGUAUGUUGCAAACUAGCAAAUACAUGUGUUCUGGACUAAUUGUUUGUUUUGCAUGUAUAUUGACCUAUUUUGUGUUUAAGAAUGCUCAUAAAGUGUUGAAAGAGAGCAUUUGGUUCAAAAGCUUUUGUUUAAGAAUUAAAAAAAACAGAACACAUGCACAACUUCUCUUCAUCUGUA